This is a messenger RNA of Callorhinchus milii (elephant shark), 1127 nucleotides long. It is a transcript of the gene mvb12a, whose product is annotated as multivesicular body subunit 12A. NCBI's taxonomy places the organism in Eukaryota, Metazoa, Chordata, Chondrichthyes, Chimaeriformes, Callorhinchidae. The record is from RefSeq and is a predicted model, not a curated record. The coding region runs from base 252 to 1079 and encodes 275 amino acids. Gene Ontology annotation, cellular component: ESCRT I complex; cytosol. The transcript has 10 exons. Gene Ontology annotation, biological process: virus maturation; viral budding; regulation of epidermal growth factor receptor signaling pathway.
UGGCAGGGAGGAGGGUGGCAGUUGCCCUGACGAUCAGCGGUCGCUGCGCGCGCGCGCGAGAGAGAGAGGGAGAGAGAGCGCGCGCGAGAGAGGGAGAGAGCGGGAGAGAGCAGCUCCGGUCCAAAUCAAGGCGUCGUACACCCGAAACCAGGCCGCACCGGGAGGGGCGGGAGUGGGUGGCGAGGAUCCCGGGAAGAGUCGUCGCUCGACGGGGAGAACCGCCCACGACCAGGUACCGAGGCCGAGCGCGGAUGGCUGAGUGUGACUGCACAGAUGCUCUGACUGGAGUAGCAUGGACCUCGAGCCAGAACAGCUGUCCCAAGGAGUAUAAAAUAAUCACGACCACUGCGGAUGGUUCCUCCGCCAACUUCACCAAGGGCUUUGGCAAGUCUGGCUGCUUCCUGUGCGUCAGCGCCCUGAUACUGAAGGAGAACCCACAGGGAGAUAUUGUGUCUGAAAUCCAGCUAUUGCCUGAUAAAUCGCCUCUACCCUUGGGGUACAGCUUCAUCAACGAGUUCCUAGACUCCAAGGUCACGGUGUCUAAGAAGAAGCGUCUGUGUGUGAAGCGGGUGCCGUUCAGCGAAGCGGACACGGCUGUGUUUGAUAUUAAACUGACGGUGAAAAGCAAGCAGAUCGUCCCCUCCUACACCUGCAUAGGGGAGCUGAAUGGCUUCAUUAUAUGGUGCAAGAAAGGGCAGUUGUCCCGACCCAAACCCAAACCCUCCCCCAAAACCCGAGCCAUCAACAAGGAGAUGAGCGAGCUGAGCCUGGAGAGAGAGACGCUGGGGGUCUUCAACCAAGUGAGACAUGGUGCUCCGCAGCCGCGUCUGGGCAAGAGGCGGUCGACCCUGGAGGCCAAAGACACGAUUUACAACUCGGAGAAUAUCUACGGCAUCUCUGCGAUGGAUGGCGUGCCAUUUGUAUUGCACCCUCGGUACGAAAAGCCACUGACUGUAGUGCCCUGCGCAUUCGUUGGCAGUGUGCAAAUCAUGUCCCAGACCGACAUAGAGAGCAAAUACGGCUACAGCUUUGUGACAGAGAAGUCAGCGGCCACCAGACCGCCUCCCACACCCUCUUAAGGAGCACAGAAACCUGGAGGCGACUCAGGACACGAGGGGAAGGGAGUG